Molecule: messenger RNA, 1828 nt
Organism: Spodoptera litura
Lineage: Eukaryota; Metazoa; Arthropoda; Insecta; Lepidoptera; Noctuidae
Product: solute carrier family 25 member 35-like
Source: RefSeq, a predicted model, not a curated record
GUGUCUACAAAACCGGUACUCGACGAGUUAAUUGAAAUAAACGCUUUGACUUUGACUUUUAAAAUUUUCAAUAUUGUGUUCAAAGAGAUCUGUUGGCAAGCGCUAACUAAAGACGUGAAUUACUCACUUAUACUGAAGUAUUUACUAUCUGUGUGGUUUAUAUUAUCGCUAAUGUCAUAAUAUAUUACGUGAUAAGGUAACGUUUGAUAAACAUUGAUAUUGUAUGUAACUGUCUUCCGCACGCUACUGACGUAUGACGUCACUACUUCGUGUGCAAUCAGGGAUCUUAGUUUUAUAGGGGACAUCAUUGACUAACAAAAUGACUAAGGCGAAAGAGGCACAGAUAAAAAAAUCCCGCAACUUAAACCGUGACGUCACGGAUCUGCUGAUGGGAGGAACAUCAGCUAUGUUCGCCUCCAUGUUCACAAACCCCAUCGAAGUGGUGAAGACCAGGUUGCAGCUGCAGGGGGAAUUGAAAGCAAGGGGCAAACACGCCGUGUUUUAUAAAAAUGUUCCUCAUGCUAUAUUCGUCGUGGGCAAAAACGAAGGACUGGGUGCCUUACAACGUGGAUUGACGGCUAUGCUCGGGUUUCAAUUCUUUUUGAACAUAUUCAGAUUAGGCUCCUUCCGGAUGGCAGAAAGAAGGGGUAUAUUAAAAGAUGCUAGUGGGGCUACAUCAUUGCUCAAGGGUGCAGGAGUCGCGGGUGUUGGCGGGGCCCUCGGCUCUAUAGCUGGUACUCCGUUCUACUUGGUGAAGACUAGGCUACAGGCUCAGGCAGCCAAAGCCAUAGCAGUAGGACAUCAGCAUAAAGGCACCAGCACUAGUGGCGCUCUUAUUGAAAUAUUUAGAAACGAAGGGUUUAAAGGUUUAUUCCGAGGGGUGGGUCCACAAAUACCUCGCGGCAUGGCGGGCAGCGCGUCCCAGAUCUUAAGCUUCACUUAUGCGAAGGAGUGGUUGCGAGCACACAACUGGUUCACCCAGUACCCUUUGAUGCUGUCCUUCUUCGGGGCCAAUCUUGGAGGAAUCGUCAUGACGCUCUGUUUAAACCCAUUCGAUGUCAUCGCUACCAGGCUGUGUAAUCAACCGGUAGAUGCAAACAACAAAGGUACUUUAUACAAAGGUAUGAUUGACUGCGGCUACAAGAUGAUCAGAUACGAAGGGCCACGCUCGUUGUACAAGGGUCUCACUGCAAACUAUAUACGGCUAGGUCCUCACACAGUGAUCCUACUGAUGUGCUGGGAUAAGCUUAAAGAGAUUGAUGACUACUUACGUAGCUGACAUACCUCUUAAAUACAAUUUGGGCUUGAGUAGUAUAUAGUCGAGUUAAUAUAUGGCUACAUCACACAAUCUUGUAACACUGUUCAACCAUUAUAUUCAAAAUAUUUAGAAAAAGGUAUAAUUAAAUUCUUCUGUAGUUGGCAACACACUCGUGAUGCCUCUGAUGUUGCCAGUGCACAUAGGCUAUAGUGACCGUUCAGUUAGACGGGCCGUAAGCUAUGUUGCUACUAUAGAUAAUACAAAAAAAAAUAGCAUAAUCGAACAAAGUGCAAUCGUACGUACUUAUAAAUAUUUUGAGUAUAUUUUUGGCAUAUUUUGACACUCGUUUGUUGCUCAUUUUUAAGCGUUAUUUUUUUGAUAGAUCAUGUUUAUGUAAUAUGUUAUCUGUACAAAGUAGUAUAAUUAUUGAAGAAACAUCUAAUCAUAGUAUUUAUGCCUUAGCUUUACCUUUUUAAUCUGGGCGCUCAUGUUAUAUUUAUGACUAAUGUUCUAAUUGGUUUAAGCAUAUGUUUUAAUCGUGUUACGACAAUAAAUCAUUUUGUUAAAAUG